Molecule: messenger RNA, 2302 nt
Organism: Enhydra lutris kenyoni (northern sea otter)
Lineage: Eukaryota; Metazoa; Chordata; Mammalia; Carnivora; Mustelidae
Product: ZFP90 zinc finger protein
Exons: 5
Coding region: 168-2072 (634 amino acids)
Biological process (GO): regulation of transcription by RNA polymerase II
Cellular component (GO): nucleus
Molecular function (GO): RNA polymerase II cis-regulatory region sequence-specific DNA binding; DNA-binding transcription activator activity, RNA polymerase II-specific
Source: RefSeq, a predicted model, not a curated record
UGGCUAAGGCCGCUUUGGGCUGUCCCUCCGCACAUCAGAAUUGGAGAGGACUGAACCUGCAGCGCGUGCAGGAGGAGCUGGCCCCAGCCCUGGGUGGGCCCGACGUCGCGAAAUCCGGAGUCCGCAGGAGGCGCCCCAGUCUGAGAGCCGGCCCCAGCGAGGCAGGAAUGGCCCCGAGGCCUCCGACGGCCGCGCCCCAGGAAUCAGUGACAUUCAAAGAUGUGGCUGUGGACUUCACCCAGGAAGAAUGGCACCACGUGGACCCUGCUCAGAGGCGCUUGUACAGGGAUGUGAUGCUGGAGAACUAUAGCCACCUGGUUUCUCUUGGGUAUCAAGUUUCCAAGCCAGAGGUGAUCUUCAAAUUGGAACAAGGAGAAGAGCCAUGGAUAUCAGAGGGAGAAAUCCAAAGACCUUUCUGUCCAGACUGGAAGACCAGGCCCGAAGCCAGAUCAUCACAUCUGCAAGAGAGCGUCUCUGCAGGAUCCCGUAGCACAGAUGGCCUUUCGCAUGCCACCUUCCAAAGCACUUGGGGUGUUGGUAGCCAGUUUGAGAGGCACCAGGAAAACUGGAAAAGGUACUUGGGGCCAGAUGCAUCCAACCAGAAGAAAAUAAUCACGCCAGAAGAAAACUUCCAGCAAAAUAAAUUUGGUGAAAACUCUAGAUUGAACACAGUCCUGGUUACACAACUGAAUGGUCCUUCAAGGCCUAAUGAAUGUGAUACACUCGGAAGCAGUUUGGGACAUACUUCAGAUAUAAUUAAUCAGAAUAAUAUCCUUGCAAAAAAGAAACCUUAUAAAUGUGACAAAUGUAGAAAAGCCUUUAUUCAUAGAUCAUCACUUACUAAACAUGAGAAAACUCAUAAAGGAGAGGGAGCUUUCCCCAAUGGUACAGAUCAGGGUAUUUAUCCUGGAAAGAAACACCAUGAAUGUACUGACUGUGGGAAAACCUUCCUCUGGAAGACACAACUUACUGAGCAUCAGAGAAUUCACACUGGGGAGAAGCCCUUUGAAUGUAAUGUAUGUGGAAAGGCCUUCAGGCAUAGCUCAUCCCUUGGUCAGCAUGAGAAUGCUCACACGGGAGAGAAGCCUUACCAGUGCAGUCUCUGUGGGAAAGCCUUCCAGCGCAGCUCCUCCCUUGUUCAACACCAGAGAAUUCACACUGGAGAGAAACCCUAUCGAUGCAAUUUAUGUGGGAGAUCUUUUAGGCAUGGCACGUCCCUCACUCAGCAUGAGGUCACACAUAGUGGAGAGAAACCCUUCCAGUGUAAGGAAUGUGGGAAAGCCUUUAGUCGAUGUUCUUCCCUCGUCCAGCAUGAAAGGACUCAUACGGGAGAGAAACCUUUUGAAUGUAGCAUAUGUGGGAGGGCUUUUGGUCAGAGUCCAUCCCUUUAUAAACAUAUGAGGAUUCAUAAGAGAGGCAAACCUUACCAAAGCAAUAACUAUAGCAUAGAUUUCAAGCACAGCUCAUCUCUUACACAAGAUGAAAGCACCGUCGCUGAAAUGAAAUCCUAUCAUUGUAAUGACUGUGGGGAAGACUUCAGUCUCAUUACUGACUUUACUGAUCAUCAGAGGAUCCAUUCCGGACAGAACCCCUAUGAAUGUGAGCAAAACUUUAGUCAACAACCUAUUUCUCAUCCUGGAGAGAAACCCUAUCAGUGUAAUGUAUGUGGAAAAGCUUUCAAAAGGAGUACAAGCUUCAUAGAGCAUCACAGAAUUCAUACUGGAGAAAAACCCUACGAAUGUAACGAAUGUGGAGAAGCCUUUAGUCGGCGCUCAUCGCUUACUCAGCAUGAGAGAACGCACACUGGAGAGAAACCCUAUGAAUGUAUUGACUGUGGGAAAGCCUUCAGUCAAAGUUCAUCCCUCAUUCAGCAUGAGAGAACUCAUACUGGAGAAAAACCCUAUGAAUGUCAUGAAUGUGGGCGAGCCUUUCGAAAGAAAACCAAUCUUCACGAUCAUCAGAGAAUUCAUACCGGAGAAAAACCCUAUGCUUGUAAGGAAUGUGGGAAAAACUUCAGUAGAAGUUCAGCACUAACUAAACACCAGAGAAUUCAUGCACGAAAUAAACUGUAGAAGCCCUGAAAUUAAGGAAUGUGCAGAAAAUUUUAGCUAAAAUAUUGUUCUUAUUUAGUAUCUGAGGAUUCUUACUAGAGAGGAAGCUUGAGAAUGUAAUGGCUCUGUGUGUGUGUGUGUGUGUGUGUGUGUGUGUGUGUGUGCGUGCGCGCGUGUGAAGAGAGCUCUGUGCUAGUGACAAUGUUUUUAAUAAAUAGAAACCACCGUGUGUGUGUGUGUGAAGAGAGCUC